AUGGAACCGACUGCGUCACAGGGUAUUCAGUAUCUUCGAGGCGGUGUGGAAUGGAUACUGAAACUUUUGAAUUUACAUAUUUUGAAUGUUAAGCAUGAGAACAAGCCCCUUUUGUUUCGUCUCAUAGAUCUGAAAGUGUACAUACCUUCUUCAGUGUCCACAGUUCGCUGGUCGUCUGGAGCAUCUUCAUACGUGAUUCUCGGCGAGUACAGAAAAAUGAGAAGUGCCGUUGCUCUUCUCUUCCUGCUCGUCGCGUAUUGUGGCGGUGUUGUCCACGCUGGCGAGAUUGUUGCUGAACUCUACCACACAAAUGUUACAGUGAAGUGGCACACCGAUUAUGAACGCCAGUUGGUUGAUUUCUCGAUUUGGUUUGGCGCCAGUACGCCGGAUGUGUUGUUUUUGGGAUUCUCAGACUUUGGAGACACUAAUAAUUCUGAUGUGUUAAUGUAUUAUAAUAGCAAAAAAGAAAUCAAGGAUGCAUAUACAAAUAGAGAUUUCAAAAUUACCUCCGAUCUUCAGCAAGAUUUCCAGCUUCUUCGCAAAAGGAAAGACCAUAUUGUUGUCAGAAGAAAGUUAACAACCUGCGAUUCGAGAGAUUAUGCAUUUUUGCCAGGAACCACUCAAUUCUACAUUGCCGCUUCCUGGGGAUCUACGAAUUUGGUAGAUAUUCGGGAUAAGAGAUGGGUUGUGGACAAAAAGUUUGGAAAAGUGAUCGAAGGUCCAACUGAUCAGCCAAAUAUUGAAGAAGAACCAGCCGCUCUCGAGAAAGAUGUGAAAGUCGUAAUUGUGAAUAGCAAUAGCCCGGACCCGAUUCCAAAUGUGGAGACCACAUACAAGUGUAUCAUUCGUAAAAUGCCAUUUGACACCGUCAAUAACAUGUACCACGUAGUGAGAAUGGAACCAUACGUGACACCUGGAAAUGAGCAUUUGGUGCAUCACAUGGAGAUCUUCAUGUGUAGAGAUGAAGUAGAAGAAUGGAGUGGAAGCUGUAACGAUCCAAAGAAGCCGCCAAAGUCAAAGUCAUGCAGUCAUGUCAUUGCUGCAUGGGCAAUGGGAGAAGGUCCAAUUCAUUAUCCGAAAGAAGCAGGACUCCCAAUCGGAGGGAAAGGAAAGAAUGCAUAUGUGAUGGUUGAAAUUCAUUAUAACAACCCAGAACUUCACAAAGGAGUUAUUGAUUCUUCCGGAUUUCAGUUCUUUGUAACCGGACAACUCAGAAAAUACGACGCAGGAAUUAUGGAACUUGGUUUAAUAUACUCCGAUGCAAAUUCAGUACCACCAAAUCAAAAAGCAUGGGCCAUGAAUGGAUAUUGUCCAUCACAAUGCACUAAAAAUCUUCCCGAGGAGGGAAUCAACAUUUUCGCCAGUCAACUGCACGCUCAUCUAACCGGCAGAAAACUGUUCACAUCUCAAUAUCGAUCUGGAGUUCGCAUUGGAGACGUGAACCGAGAUGAACACUACUCCCCUCAUUGGCAGCAUCUGCAACAGCUUCGACCAGUGGUUAAGGUUAUGCCAGGAGACACACUGGUCACCACAUGCGUCUACGAUACCAGAAAACGAUCAAAAGUGACGUUUGGUGGAUAUCGAAUUGUGGAUGAGAUGUGCGUCAACUAUAUUUAUUACUACCCAGCUUCUGAUGUAGAAGUUUGCAAAUCAGCAAUUUCUAAUAGUACGUUGAGAGCCUACUUCUCAGAACGACAUGGUAUGGAUGGAAAGAGAAUGCAAAUUUCGGAUAUGUACAGCAACGUCAAGGACUGGGGAAAUGGAGUUGAUGAGGAGUUUUACAAUGUGUUGAAUGUUGGAAACAUGAACAUGAACUGCUUGAAAUCCAACGGGGAGCCAUUCGAAUUUGAAUCAAAAGAUUCCCGCCAGAGCUGGGAAAACAUGGCAAGACCAACAUUUGUCUCCGGAUCAUUCAUCACAACCAGGGAUAGAUUCCAGUGUCCAGCCAUCAAUGACAUGAUUAAUUUUGAGUAAUAGUAUUGUGUAACUUUCAACGUGCCAUUGUCCUUUCCUACAUCAUUCGUAAUUAAACCUUUAAAAAAUAUUUUGUCAUAAAACAUUUAUUCAU
Messenger RNA from Caenorhabditis elegans, 2068 nucleotides. It is a transcript of the gene tbh-1, whose product is annotated as Tyramine beta-hydroxylase. The record is from RefSeq and is marked reviewed. The transcript is spliced from 9 exons. Gene Ontology annotation, biological process: octopamine biosynthetic process. The coding region runs from base 1 to 1974 and encodes 657 amino acids. Gene Ontology annotation, molecular function: dopamine beta-monooxygenase activity; oxidoreductase activity, acting on paired donors, with incorporation or reduction of molecular oxygen, reduced ascorbate as one donor, and incorporation of one atom of oxygen; monooxygenase activity. Lineage: Eukaryota; Metazoa; Nematoda; Chromadorea; Rhabditida; Rhabditidae. Gene Ontology annotation, cellular component: membrane.